Messenger RNA from Alternaria ethzedia, 693 nucleotides. RefSeq lists its product as uncharacterized. NCBI's taxonomy places the organism in Eukaryota, Fungi, Ascomycota, Dothideomycetes, Pleosporales, Pleosporaceae. Bases 1 to 693 code for a protein of 230 amino acids. The transcript has a single exon. The record is from RefSeq and is a predicted model, not a curated record.
AUGGGCUCCAACAAGUUCUCCUUCAAGCCACUGACGCUUUCGCCCAUCAACUUCUCUCUGACCGAGGGCACGUCGAUACCCGCGCCGCUCGACAGCCCGCCCGAGUCACCUCGCCCGCCCACGCCUGGAAAAGGCCCACUGUCGUCGCAUCCCACCCCAAAGUCGCCUGGCUCCCCGCCGCAGACAGAGUCGCCGCCGCCAGGCAAAGCGUCAGAGGACUCGGCUGAUGGCCACCUCCAGCAGAGCCGCACCAGCGAUGCGACCAGCGCCAUGUCGCCCACGAGCCCUUCGAGUAAGCGGCCUGCAUCCGUCCGCAAGUUCCUCGGCAUUCGGACGCUGUCGUCCAACGACAGCUUGAAGUCGGACCAGAGGCCGGGCUCGCCGGCUACAAUCAACAGCCAAGCACCCAGUCUCAGCAGGAGGAAGAGCGGCAGCUGGUUCGGCAAGAGGAAGACAUUCAUCUCCGGAUCUGUUCCAGAAGGCACUGUGGAUUCCACAACCUACUCGAAUGGCCGUACCGUCUCUCAACCUGCCGUACAGGCUGCGCAACCACCCAAGCCCAAGGGCCCACCGCCUCCAGCCCUGCCCGGCCUGAGCUCCUUCGGUGUCAACGAAGACACGCUGAGUCUAGGCGCCGAUGACAUGUUCAAGAACAUAGGAAAGGCAGACACGCCAAAGUCGACACGGUGGUAG